UCUACAGUCACGUCGCAAAGUCAGCUGACCCUUCUUGUUUUCUCAGUGCUGCAAAUUUUCCUUCCUGAAAAAUGUCUCUCCACUCGGCAAUUAAGGGCAAACUCCUAUCAGUUAUUGGGGAUGAGGAUACGUGUGUGGGAUUCCUCCUCGGUGGAGUUGGUGAGAUCAACAAGAACCGUCAUCCCAACUUCAUGGUCGUGGACAAAAAUACUUCCGUAAGCGAGAUUGAGGAGUGCUUCAAGCGUUUCCUGAAGCGCGAUGACAUUGACAUCAUAUUGAUCAAUCAGAACCUCGCUGAGCUCAUUCGUCAUGUGAUUGAUACUCACACUGCUCCCCUUCCGGCUGUUCUGGAGAUUCCCUCCAAGGAUCAUCCCUACGAUGCUGCCAAGGACUCAAUUCUGCGUAGGGCAAAGGGAAUGUUCAAUCCUGAUGACUUGGUAGCUCCGAGCAGGGGUUAAAAAUUCAUUGAAUAUUCUCACCACUUAAAUAUUCCAACAAUCACAAGGUAUUAUUGAAAAUACUAGAGUUUAUUUGAUGUAAAUGUGUUAAAUAAAAUAAUCCUUAAAAAACA
Messenger RNA from Phlebotomus papatasi, 571 nucleotides. Its product is annotated as V-type proton ATPase subunit F. NCBI's taxonomy places the organism in Eukaryota, Metazoa, Arthropoda, Insecta, Diptera, Psychodidae. The transcript has 4 exons. Gene Ontology annotation, cellular component: membrane; proton-transporting V-type ATPase, V1 domain. Gene Ontology annotation, molecular function: proton-transporting ATPase activity, rotational mechanism. Bases 72 to 458 code for a protein of 128 amino acids. Gene Ontology annotation, biological process: proton transmembrane transport. The record is from RefSeq and is a predicted model, not a curated record.